Molecule: messenger RNA, 5661 nt
Organism: Dendrobium catenatum
Lineage: Eukaryota; Viridiplantae; Streptophyta; Magnoliopsida; Asparagales; Orchidaceae
Product: calcium-transporting ATPase 10, plasma membrane-type-like
Biological process (GO): DNA repair; calcium ion transmembrane transport
Cellular component (GO): membrane; intracellular membrane-bounded organelle
Molecular function (GO): ATP binding; P-type calcium transporter activity; calmodulin binding
Source: RefSeq, a predicted model, not a curated record
UAUAAAUGAGUUUUUUCUGCCCUCGGCUUUGGCGGUUCUAAACACUGCUGCUCCGCUAGCAUCCGCAUUGCGAUUAAGAAGAAUGGGAACAUCCUCGGAAGGAGAUCGGCCAUGGCAGUCAUAUAACACGGUUUACACCAACGCCAAAGCCGGUAUGGAUGGAGUUGAUAAAGAGAAAGUGCAAAGAAUUGUUUAUGAAAUGAGCAAAGGGUCAAAAUAUUUUGAGAAUGAAAAAAGGAAGGAGGCAUUCAUUAUGCAGAAGAUUGAAAGUUUGCGUGCUCAAGUUGAUAAACUUACAGACAAGGAUUUUUCUCAUUUUCAAAUGAUUGCCAAUAAAAAGAUCUUAGAGUUGGAAGCUUCACGUGAUCUUUCAAAGGUUUGGCUGCAUACUGAUAUGGAUGCCUUCUAUGCUGCCGUGGAGACAUUAGAGAAUCCAUCAUUGCGGGGAAAGCCUAUGGCAGUUGGUAGCUUGUCCAUGAUUUCCACUGCAAAUUACGAGGCUCGUAAAUUUGGCGUUCGUGCUGCAAUGCCUGGCUUCAUUGCAUGUAAAUUAUGUCCCGAUCUGAUCUUUGUGCCAACAAAUUUUGAAAAAUAUACUUUCUACAGUGAAUUGGCAAGAAAAGUCUUUAGGAGAUAUGAUCCUGACUUUAUUUCAACAAGUCUCGAUGAAGCUUACCUUAAUAUAACUGAAGUAUGCAUCAAUAGGGAGAUUAGCAGUGAUGAAGUUGCUGGCGAACUCCGGAAUGCUAUUUUUGAGGAAACUGGUCUGACGUGCAGUACUGGAGUGGCACCCAAUCUCAUGCUUGCAAAGGUUUGCUCAGACAUUAAUAAGCCCAAUGGACAGUUCAUACUGCCAAAUGACAGGAAGGCUAUCAUGACCUUUAUAUCAUCGCUUCCCAUCCGGAAGAUAGGGGGUAUCGGUAAGGUGACCGAACAUGUUCUUAGAGAUGUUCUUGGAAUCAAAACUUGUGAGGACAUUCUACAGAAUGGUGCUUUCCUCUGUGCACUAUUUUCAAGCUGUUCAAGUGAUUUCUUCCUUUCUGUUGGGCUUGGCUUAGGGAGAACUGACACUCCUGACAUUAAGACGCGGAAGAGUAUCAGUAGUGAAAGAACAUUUCAUGCUACCAAUGAUGAGAAUUUCCUUUUUCAAAAACUAGCUGACAUUGCUGAGACACUAUCAAAUGACAUGAAAGAGAAAUGUCUUAGUGGGCGGACAUUGACAUUGAAGUUAAAAACUGCUUCUUUUGAGGUCCGAACUAGAGCAAUAUCUCUGCAAAAAUGGAUUCAUUCAAAGGAAGAUAUUCUAAGUUGCGCUUCAAGGAUUCUCGAGGCUGAACUUCCUCUUUCAUUGAGGUUGAUAGGUCUGCGCAUGUCACAGUUCAGUGAUGACAAAAACAGUCAUGUGGAUCCUAUGCAGAAAAGUAUUGUUGCUUUUUUGUCUGGUGGGGAUGCAAAUUCAACUCCUACGCCGCCCAAGAAACAAGUUUGUUUAGAAGUUGGUGAUAAGCUUGAGGAUCACGAUGGUUUAGAUUUUAGCGAGGGGCAAUCCAAGCAAGAUGUGGAACUUGAUUUUCGAGUUGCUGAUGAUCACACUGAUGAUAAAAAUGAUGAUAGAUUUUCGCUUUUAUGUGAUUCUCAUUGUUCCGUUUCUAGCAGCAUUGCAGAGAAUUUCAAAAUGAAUGAUUCGUAUUUGGACGAGUCCAAACCAAACAAAUCAGUGCAACCAGAUGAAUUAACUUGUUCAGUUGAGAGACUAAUCGAGGAAGUGGGUUUGAUAUGGGUGGAUGACUAUAUUUGUUCAGUUUGUGGUAUAGAGUUGCCACCAAGUUUUAUUGAAGAGAGGCGAGAACAUUCUGAUUAUCACUUAGCGGAGAUGCUCCAGAAGGAGGAAUCUUCGCGUGGCAGAGGCCAUCUUGCACAAGAGAGAAGUGGGACGGGGAAAAUGGAGAGCUAUCUGAACGAGAACUUUAGCGGGGUUAAGCCGAAGAAUUCUUCGGAGGAAGCUUUGCGGCGAUGGCGGAAGCUUUGUGUUUUGGUGAAGAACCCCAAACGGCGCUUCCGUUUCACUGCUAAUCUCUCCAAGAGGUCCGAGGCCGAGGCCAUGAAGAAAACUAAUCAGGAGAAGCUACGGAUAGCUGUUCUUGUUUCAAAAGCUGCAUUGCAGUUCAUUCAAGGUUUUGAAUUUUUUAAUAGCUUCCAUGAAUCUUAACUGACUUUUGACGUAUUGUACUUGUUUUGAUACUUGAUGCUAGUGGCAGCAUCCUCCGGCAUUCUACCACGCAGUGAGUACAUUGUUUCCGACGAGGCGAAGGCAGCUGGCUUUGGCAUUGAUGCUGAUGAAUUGGGGUCCAUUGUUGAAGGCCAUGACUUGAAGAAACUGAACAUGCAUGGUGGUAUAGAAGGUAUUGCAACCAAGCUCUCUACAUCAACAGAAAAUGGACUUUUCUCUGAUGAAGAUAGACUGAAAUGCAGGCAGGAUGUCUUUGGUAUAAAUAAGUUUACUGAAAGACAGCACAGAAGCUUUUGGGUAUUUGUAUGGGAAGCACUUCAAGACACCACUCUUAUGAUUCUUGCCGUCUGUGCUGUUAUAUCCCUCAUUGUCGGUGUUGCCACGGAAGGAUGGCCAAAAGGAGCUCAUGAUGGUCUUGGGAUUGUUGCAAGCAUCCUAUUAGUUGUUUUUGUGACUGCAACAAGCGAUUAUCGGCAGUCUUUACAAUUCAAAGAUUUAGAUAAGGAGAAAAAGAAGAUUUUUGUUCAAGUUACAAGAAAUGGCUAUAGAAAGAAGAUUUCUAUAUAUGAUCUUCUUCCUGGUGAUAUUGUUCAUCUAGCAAUUGGUGAUCAAGUACCUGCUGAUGGCCUCUUUGUAUCUGGCUUCUCAGUAUUGAUAGAUGAAUCUAGUCUCACUGGGGAGAGCGAACCUGUUGCUGUUAAUUGCGACAAUCCUUUCCUUCUAUCUGGAACUAAAGUUCUGGAUGGAUCUUGUAAAAUGCUUAUAACAACUGUGGGCAUGAGAACCCAGUGGGGUAAGCUGAUGGCUACACUUUGUGAAGGCGGCGAUGAUGAAACUCCUUUACAGGUCAAGCUGAAUGGGGUUGCAACUAUAAUUGGAAAAAUUGGUUUAUUCUUUGCAGUGGUGACAUUUGCUGUUCUUUCUCAACGCCUUUUGACCAUUAAAUAUCAGGAUGGCCAAUAUUUUAGCUGGUCAGGUGAUGAUGCAUUAGAGAUGUUAGAAUAUUUUGCUAUUGCAGUAACAAUAGUAGUAGUUGCAGUGCCAGAAGGAUUGCCCUUAGCCGUGACCUUGAGCCUGGCUUUUGCCAUGAAGAAAAUGAUGAAUGAUAAAGCUUUGGUGCGCCACCUUGCAGCCUGUGAAACAAUGGGCUCGGCGACAUCAAUUUGUAGUGACAAAACUGGAACCCUGACAACUAAUCACAUGACAGUUGUGAAAGUUUGCAUCUGUGAAAAUAUCCAUGAAUUGAACAAUUCCCAGAAGGAUAUUAGCAUAAGGUCCCUCUUUCCUGAUUCUGCUGUAAAAACUAUUCUCGAAUCCUUAUUCAAUAACACCAGUGGUGAAGUUGUGAUAAACCAAAAUGGAAAGCUUGAGAUUUUAGGCUCUCCAACUGAAACUGCCUUGUUGGAAUUUGGUUUGUCAUUGGGUGGAAAUUUCCCGGCGGUACGUCAACAAACAAAGCUUAUCAAAGUUGAACCUUUCAAUUCCACAAAGAAGAGAAUGGGUGUGGUACUUCAGUUGGCUGAAGGAGGAUAUCGUGCACAUUGUAAAGGUGCCUCAGAAAUAAUUUUGGCUGCUUGUGACAAGUUUAUAGAUCAUAAAGGUAAUGUUGUUCCUCUGAAUGAAGCAGCUGCAAAUAAAUUGAAAGAAACAAUUGAGAACUUUGCCAGUGAAGCUCUUCGAACGUUAUGCCUUGCCUAUAUGGAUAUUGAAGAUAAUUUCAUGGCGGCAAAGCAGAUACCGGUGUCGGGAUACACCUGUAUUGGAAUUGUUGGUAUCAAGGAUCCUGUGCGACCUGGUGUUAAGGAAUCAGUAGCGAUAUGCAAGUCAGCUGGUAUUUUUGUAAGAAUGGUCACAGGAGAUAACAUAAAUACUGCAAAAGCAAUUGCUAGGGAAUGCGGUAUUCUUACUGAUGGGGGUCUAGCUAUUGAAGGUCCCAAGUUCAGGGAGAAGAGUUUAGAAGAGUUGAUGCAAUUGAUCCCCAAUCUUCAGGUAAUGGCUCGGUCUUCACCCAUGGAUAAACAUACAUUGGUAAACCACCUGAGGUCUUCAUGUAAUGAGGUUGUUGCUGUGACUGGUGAUGGAACAAAUGAUGCUCCUGCACUUCAUGAGGCGGAUAUUGGACUUGCAAUGGGAAUUGCAGGGACGGAGGUGGCAAAGGAGAGUGCUGAUAUCAUAAUACUUGAUGACAAUUUUUCAACAAUCGUGACUGUGGUGAAGUGGGGGCGUUCUGUAUACAUAAACAUCCAAAAAUUUGUGCAGUUUCAACUCACUGUGAAUAUUGUUGCUCUGAUUGUUAAUUUCUUGUCAGCUUGCUUUACAGGAAAUGCACCACUUACUGCUGUUCAGCUGCUUUGGGUCAACAUGAUUAUGGAUACUUUAGGUGCUCUUGCAUUAGCUACUGAACCGCCUAAUGAUGAAUUAAUGAAAAGAACACCCGUUGGAAGAAAAGGCAAUUUUAUCACAAAUAUAAUGUGGAGAAACAUUUUAGGACAAGCAUUCUACCAGUUUAUUGUAAUUUGGUACCUCCAGACAGAAGGGAAGCGGCUUUUUCAUCUUGAGGGGCCUACAACUGAACUUACCUUGAAUACACUUAUAUUCAACACAUUUGUUUUCUGUCAGGUCUUCAAUGAGAUUAGCUCCAGAGAGAUGGAAAAAAUUGAUGUACUCCAUGGCAUCCUACAGAACUACAUCUUUGUUGGAGUUGUCAUCAGUACUGUCAUCUUCCAAGUCAUAAUUGUUCAAUUACUUGGUGAUUUUGCCAGUACAACACCUCUUACACCAUGGCAGUGGCUUGUUACUGUGUUCAUCGGGUUCCUAAGCAUGCCAAUUGCUGCUGCGAUUAAGUUGAUUCCAGUUGAAUCUAGGUGAAGCCAUGUGCUGGAGACCUGACUUUACUUAGGCUUCGUUUGGGAUGGCUUUUUUACUGCUUCUUAAAACGUCUUUUUAAUUCAAAACUUAAAAUUUUUAUACUACAAAGUCGUUUUAAGCAGUAAAAAAAGCCGUCCCAAAUAAAGCCUUGGCUUGAGAUCAAAAUUCCCAACAAAUAGAAAAAAGAUCAUUUAGCUUCCUCUACAUAGAUGUUUCAGAUUUGCUUAUUUUGAUUCAUUUCAGUAUCUCAGCAGAUAAUCCAGUACUUUUGUCUGGGACAGAGAAACGGAUAGAACCAAAAUUUUCAGAUCUCUUUGCUGGCCUUUGUAUCUGCUCUCUGGCUGCUCUAAAACUGUAUACGAGGACCACAAACUUUUUUUUCAAUUUUCUUUUGUCUACGAUUCCAUUUUUUUAAUGGAAAUAUUUAACUCAAUUUUGUCUUCUUGUACUUCUUUUGGUCAUCGUCGUUUCUUUUUCUUUCUUAUAUAUUGUUGAGUGUUUAUGUACUAAAAAAUUCAUAUGCAAACCAUGAUACUUGAAAUGGCAAGUUGUUUUUUCUUCAA